AUGAACGAGGACCAACUGUACAGCGAGCGAAAGCUCAAGCCAAAGGCCAUUCGUCUUGACGAACUUGCCUCGCUGCUUGCCAACGAUGACUGUGUGAAGGUUGCAGGAAUCGAUAUUGAUGGCGUCCUGCGCGGCAAGUUGAUGAGCAAGGACAAGUUUCUGUGCAUCGCGCAGGAGGGAUUUGGGUUCGCAAGUGUGUUGUUUGCAUGGGACCUCCAGGAUCAAAUAUACACCGAGGGUCCACUCAUUAGCCAUGCCCAGAAUGGCUACAAUGAUCUGUUGGCCGUACCAGACCUGCGUAGCUUUCGAAGAAUACCAUGGGAAGACGAUGUCCCCUUCUUUCUCGUGAACUUCCUGGACCCAAAGACCAAGGAGAGCAUCAGCGGGUGUCCCCGCAGUCUGUUGAAGCGCAUUGCACAGAAAGUUGGCGCAACGGGGGUUACAGCAAUGGCAGGAGUGGAAUACGAGUUUAGCCAUUUUCAGUUGCCUGAGGCCGGUGUUGCCACCCAUAUGAGCGUCUCCGACAAGCCCAAACCGCUCGAGGAAGGCAAGUUUGGGUACAGUAUCGCACGCCCCGUUCACAACAAGGCCUACUAUUACGAUAUCUUCAAGACUUGCGGAAGAUUUCAGUGUCCUCUUGAAGGAUGGCAUGCCGAAGUUGGGCCAGGAAUGUAUGAGGCAGCGUUGGCUUUCGACGAAAUCUGCGAAAUGGCUGAUCGGGCGGCGCUCUUUAAGCUGGCUGUGAAAUCAGUUGCGAUCAAGCACUCGAUUAAACCGUCCUUCAUGGCCAAACCAAUUGCCAAUUCGCCGGGCUGCAGCAGCCACGUCCACAUAUCUCUCAUGGAUAGGAGGCUAGGAUCUGACAAAAACUUGCUGUUUCGUGCAGCUCCUGACGAGAACGUGCCCAUGAAGGCACUGAGAGACCUCUCAGACAUAGGCAGACAUUUCCUAGCAGGCAUUUUGAUGUCGCUGCCAAGCAUACUGCCGCUGCUCGCUCCAACCGUUAAUAGCUACAAGCGACUUGUGGAGAAUAUGUGGGCGCCUGUGACGGUGUCCUGGGGCCUCGAACACCGCGCGGCGAGUGUGCGUGUUAUCAUGCCGCCAACCUGCGCCCCCGAAGCCACAAGAUUUGAGGUCCGAGUGCCAAGUGCAGAUUCAAAUGGAGCGCUCGUUCUGGCUGCAAUUUUCGCAGCUGGAUGGUAUGGUGUAACGGAAAAGCUGGACGUUGACCUAUUACCUCUGGAUGCAAGCACGGCAGACCCAGGCAAGCGCCUUGCUAGGAACUUGCGAGAAGCGACGGACGCGAUGUCAGCAAAGGAUUCGAUUGCAAGAAAGCUUUUUGGCGACGAAUUCGUGGAUCACUACGCCGGCUCGAGGUACCACGAAUGCAAGCUGUGGGAAGAAGCAGUGACAGACUGGGAGGUCAAGCGAUAUCUCGAGAUAGUGUAG
Didymosphaeria variabile is the source of this 1449-nucleotide messenger RNA. RefSeq lists its product as uncharacterized. The transcript has 5 exons. Gene Ontology annotation, molecular function: glutamine synthetase activity. The record is from RefSeq and is a predicted model, not a curated record. Lineage: Eukaryota; Fungi; Ascomycota; Dothideomycetes; Pleosporales; Didymosphaeriaceae. Bases 1 to 1449 code for a protein of 482 amino acids.